CUACUGUGGCUAAUCCUAGUGGAUUCCGUCUGUGUGGCAAACGCCUAGGUAGGAGAAAGGGGAGAAAGGAAUGACUGCGUUUACAGAGCAGGACAAAACUGAUAUGUUACCUGUAUUGUUCAUAACAGAAUGAAGAAAAUACCAAGACACACUCCAAUUAGAUGCAAGCCUUAAAAACAGAUUUUUUAAAACGGAUUUAACUCUUGGAUCAGAACGGAAAGAUUUCUAGUCGAACAGGACUGGAAAAUGAACAUGGAUGUCGGAGUAACGAUGGCAUCUUUGUGUAGUUAAAUCAAUUUCUAUCUUCUUUCUGGCACUAAAACUGCGCCGGCCGAAGUUUGUUCUUUAUUCAACUAUCGAUUAUAGAUGAGUCGUCUAUGGAGGCGUGACGUGCCCCUGUCUGAUCGGUUAGGACUACCCCCUGGUCCCCGUCCCACCAUGCCCCCCCCCCGGGCCCAAACAUCUCCUGGUUCCCAGAGGCCCCCCAGCUGACCUCAGAACAGCCCACCUUCCUGAUGACCACCGCUGCCCAGGCCGUGUCAGGCUUCUUCGUCUGGACCGCCCUACUCUUCACCUGCCACCAGAUUUACAUGCACCUGCAGUACUACAGUUCUCCUAAUGAGCAGAGACACAUCGUGCGGAUCCUCUUCAUUGUGCCCAUCUAUGCCUUUGACUCCUGGCUCAGCCUCCUCUUCUUCACUAAUGAGGAGUACUAUGUCUACUUUGACACCGUCAGGGACUGCUAUGAGGCGUUUGUCAUCUAUAACCUCCUCAGCCUGUGUUAUGAGUACCUGGGAGGAGAGAGCGUCAUCAUGGCUGAGAUCAGAGGAAAACCUAUUCAGUCCAGUUGUAUUUAUGGUACAUGCUGUCUCUGGGGGAGGAGUUACUCCAUUGGAUUCCUGCGGUUCUGUAAGCAGGCCACGCUACAGUUCUGUGUGGUCAAACCCGUCAUGGCCAUGGUCACAGUCAUCCUACAGGCCUUUGGAAAGUACCGCGACGGAGACUUCAAUGUGAACAGUGGGUACCUGUAUGUGUCCAUCGUCUACAACAUCUCAGUCAGCCUGUCUCUCUACGCCCUCUUCCUCUUCUAUUUCUCCACCCGGGACCUGCUCAGCCCCUACAGCCCCCUGCUCAAGUUCUUCAUGGUCAAAUCUGUCAUCUUCCUCUCCUUCUGGCAGGGCAUGUUGCUGGCCAUCCUAGAGAAGUGUGGGGCCAUCCCCAAAAUCAACUCACCCGAGGUGUCAGUGGGAGAGGGAACGGUUGCCGCCGGUUACCAGAACUUCAUCGUCUGCAUGGAGAUGUUCUUUGCCUCCCUGGCCCUGCGUCAUGCAUUCACAUACAGGAUCUAUAUGGACAAGAGGCUGGACUCUCAGGGCCCAGUUCCUAUGUAUGGAGAGUCUGGUCGCUCUGCCCCAAUGAAGAGCAUCUCCAGCAGCCUGAAGGAGACGAUGAACCCUGGAGACAUGGUCCAGGAUGCUAUCCAUAACUUCUCCCCGGCCUACCAGCAGUACACCCAGCAGUCCACCCUGGAACAGUGUCACUCUGCCCCGCCUGUGUCCCGCACCAUCAGCACCAUCAGCACCCGCGACAACGAGAAGACCCUGCUGCUCAGCUCGGAUGACGAGUUCUAAGUUAACACACACCAGCCCCAGCCAAUCACCUCUUUACUGACUGUUGGGGUGUGGUACUACCUCCUGGUCUUAUGGAGUAUUGGUAGGGGAUUUAAAGUGUGUUGUUUGGGGUUGGCAUCGACCUCAAUACAGGGAUACAGGACCAUAUCACUUAGCCUGGUCCAUUCAAUAUCCUCUACUACACACAAUUAAGGACUUUACAGGAACUCUUCUCUUGGUAGAAUAUACACUUAUUGGGAACAUGAUGUUAUGGUUGAAAAACUUCAAUGGUUGGUUAUAUAGGACUUAUAGGGAUUUUCUGAGAGAAUUAUACUUCACUUAUUAGAGAGACAUUUAUGGUUUGAAUAAAAGUGAUUUUAUCGUUACAAAAUGUGUCUGCUAGCUAGCUAACAUCCAAUGACGAUGAUGGCCCAUAUUAUAUUUAUAUUAAAAUACUUUGGCUAUGGAUGGCA
Molecule: messenger RNA, 2083 nt
Organism: Oncorhynchus gorbuscha (pink salmon)
Lineage: Eukaryota; Metazoa; Chordata; Actinopteri; Salmoniformes; Salmonidae
Product: transmembrane protein 184B-like
Exons: 9
Coding region: 516-1631 (371 amino acids)
Biological process (GO): transport
Molecular function (GO): transporter activity
Source: RefSeq, a predicted model, not a curated record